Condylura cristata (star-nosed mole) is the source of this 1419-nucleotide messenger RNA. RefSeq names its product dyslexia susceptibility 1 candidate 1 (gene DNAAF4). Gene Ontology annotation, biological process: outer dynein arm assembly; cilium movement; heart development. The record is from RefSeq and is a predicted model, not a curated record. Bases 12 to 1286 code for a protein of 424 amino acids. Gene Ontology annotation, molecular function: nuclear estrogen receptor binding. NCBI's taxonomy places the organism in Eukaryota, Metazoa, Chordata, Mammalia, Eulipotyphla, Talpidae. The transcript is spliced from 9 exons.
CACCUCCCAGGAUGCCUCUGCAGGUGAACGAUUACAAUUGGCAGCAAACCAACAAUGCGGUCUUUAUCUCCGUGCCCCUUCGAGGCGUCUGCGUCAGAGACGCGGACGUGUUUUGCACAGAAAACUAUCUGAAGGUCAACUAUCCUCCAUUUUUAUUUGAAGUGUUUCUGUACGCUCCCAUAGAUGAUGAGAGCAGCAAAGCCAAGAUUGGCAGUGACACUAUUGUUUUCACCUUAUAUAAAAAGGAAGCAGUCAUGUGGGAAAACCUUUCUGUAGCAGGUGCUGACAAACAGAUGAUGCAAGGAAUAAGAGAAAAAUCUAUUUUACAAGCCCAAGAAAGAGCAAAAGAAGUUAUGGAAGCAAAAGCUACAGCAAAGCGGGAAGAUCAAAAAUUCACACUAAAUGUCAUGAUGAAGAUUGAAGAAGAAGAGAGGCAAAAAAUAGAAAACAUGAAAGAAAACGAACGAAUAAAAGCAACUAAAGAAUUAGAAGCCUGGAAAGAAUGUCAAAGAAAAGAUGAAAAACAAAAAGAACAAAAAAGAAUUCAGAGGGAAGAGAAAUUAUAUCAACAAGAAAAACAAAUUGAAGAAGAGAAAAAAAAAUUAAAACACCAAAACCUUACUAAAAAUUCAGCAUCUAGAAAUUUUGCUACAAAAGGGAGAAAUUCAGAAAAUAUAUUUUUUGAAAAGUUAAAGGAAGACAGUAUUCCUGCUCCUCGCUCUACUGGCAGUAUUAAAAUCAACUUUACCCCUCGAGUUUUUCCAACUGCCCUUCGGGAGUCUCAAGUAGCAGAAGAAGAAGAGUGGCUACACAAACAAGCAGAAGCACGAAGAGCAAUUAAUACUGACAUUCCUGAGCUUUGUGACUUAAAAGAAGAAGAAAAGAACCCAGAAUGGUUAAAGGACAAAGGAAACAAAUUAUUUGCAACAGAAAACUAUUUGGCAGCUAUUAAUGCAUACAAUUUAGCCAUUAGACUAAAUAGUAAGUUUCCAUUAUUGUAUCUGAAUCGGGCUGCUUGCCAUCUGAAGCUAAAAAACUUACACAAGGCCAUCGAAGAUUCGUCUAAGGCACUAGAACUAUUAACACCACCUGUUGCAGACAAUGCUAAUGCAAGAAUGAAGGCACAUGUACGACGUGGGACAGCAUUCUGUCAAUUAGAAUUGUAUAUAGAAGGCCUACAGGAUUAUGAAGCUGCACUUAAGAUUGACCCAUCUAACAAAGUUGUACAAAAUGAUGCUGAGAAGAUUCGGAAUAUAAUUCAAGGAACCGAACUAAAUUCUCAAUGACUAUAGAAGCAACUAGGUAUCAUUUAAGUAUUACUUAAGUAAGUAUUGUUUUAAGUCUUUCAAAAGUAACUGGAGGCACUGGAAAUCUUUGUACAUCUUAUGGCUGAUGAUGCAGAUUCACUUUUGCUUAGUA